AUGUUGCGUUGUGUGUUCUUAGGCUGCCUCUUGAACAUUUUGGCUUUUUUGAUUUUUAACAAACAAGAAUGCCAGGCAAAUGAGUUUACCCUGCCAGGGGACUAUAAACUCGGGGGGAUUUUUAAUGUGCAUUCAGCCAGUGAUGUUGUGGUGCCGAAAACUCCUAUGGCACUAGAAUGCUACACGCAGCCAUUUUCAAUGUCAGCUUAUCAAAUGUUUGAGGUGAUGCGGUUUGCUGUGGAGCAGAUUAAUAACUCCAGUGCCAUCCUGCCUAAUGUCACUCUUGGUUAUGAAAUCUUUGAUUAUUGCUUAAAAACUCGGAGUUUUCCUUCAAUCCUCGAUUUUAUCUCAGACAACGGACGAAUAAAUGUAUCAGCCAAGCACAACAAACACAAUGUUAUCGGUCUUGUGGGUGCCUAUGCGAGCUCUCAAUCUAUGUCUGUUGCACCUUUGUUCAUGAUGGACCUCAUUCCAAUGAUUAGCUAUGCAUCCUCUAGCUAUGAUCUAAGCAAUAAGUGGGUCUACCCAAGUUUUUUAAGGACUGUACCAACCAAUCAAGAUCUAAUUAUGGUCAUAAUUAAGCUCAUUCAGCAGUUUGGAUGGAAUUGGGUAGCUUUCAUUAGCAGUGACGAUGCGUACAGUCAGAACGGCCUCGAAUUAUUUCGCAGUAACAUUAAAGACACCAGCAUCUGCUUGGCCUUUCUUUAUGAACUUAAUUCAAUGUCCAAUUAUUCAGAUAUACUAAACAAGAUUGACUCACUCAGCAUCAACGUGAUCAUAGUCUUCACCCAAGAACUCCCCGCUCAAGAAUUUAUCAAAACAGCCAUCAGUAUCAAUAUUAGAGAGAAAGUCUGGAUAGCAGGUGAUACAUGGUCUAUGGAUGAAAAACUCAUCAGUUACCCGGGCAUCGAGCAAAUUGGGACUAUUUUUGGUGUCACGGCAACAACACUGAGUUUACCUGGAUUUGACGAAUUUGUCUACCAAACACGGCUGAGUGAUGAAAACGAUUACUGUGUGAAUUGUAUGGAUGGAGAGAAGUGCAAUCAAGUUUGUGAAAAGUGCACAAGCCUAAAUGCAGACGAUAUUAUAAACCAAAAUCCUACAUACUCGUUUUCAAUCCAGGCGGCUGUCUACGCCUAUGCCUAUGCACUCCAUCAAGCGCUCAACUGCAGAAAUACAAGUUGUGAUCCACCUCGAAACAUCUUACCGUAUGAGCUUCUGGAUUACUUGAGAAAGUUGAGCUUCACUUUACAAAACCAACAAAUUGAAUUUGACCAGCAUGGGGAUCCACCAGCCAGUCUUGCAGUAGUUCUCUGGAGACCAAACAAAAAUCCACUUUUUGUAAUGGCUGCUACAUAUGAAUCACACCCAACUAUUCAGUUUACCUUGAACAGUCGUGCUGUUCCCUGGUCUGGAAAUAGCACAGUGCCUUAUUCUAAUUGUUCUAUUCAGUGUGAUAGUGGUUUUAAAAAAGUGCAAACUUCAAUACAUAAGUGCUGUUUUCAGUGUGAGAAAUGCACGGCCCAGACAUACAUCAACACCACAGCGGAUGCUUACGCUUGUGCUCCAUGUGCAGAGGGUUACUGGUCUGAUGAAAAGAGCAUAAUCUGCAAAAAGCGCAUUAUCGUCUUCCUUGAUCUCAAGGAUCCUCUGUGCAUGCUGUUCUUGGUAUGUGCUGUGGCCUUCAUUGCUAUCUCCAUUGGACUCAUCAUCCUUUUUGGCAUCAACUACAACACUCCGGUGGUAAAGUCUGCCGGUGGUAAUAUGUGCUUCCUUAUGCUGUUUUGUCUGGUUCUGGCCAACAUUGGGGUCUUCUUUUACUUUGGAGUGCCAGACCCAGUGAAUUGCGCUUUACGGAAUGUCUUUUUCAUAUUUUUCUACACUAUUUGCCUUUCUUGUAUGGGUGUUCGUUCCUUUCAAAUUGUCUGUGUAUUCAAAAUGGCUGCCCAGUUUCCAGAUGUCUACCACUGGUGGAUGAAAAACAAUGGUCAGUGGCUUUGUAUUAAUGUCUACUCUUUCAUACAGCUUAUUGCUUGUGGAAUAUGGCUUCUAACUGGAAGGCCCAAACCCUACAAUGACAGUACGUCUUUUAAAGAUCAGACUAUUUUGACGUGUGAUAUGGGAUCAAUGGUUACAUCCACCUUGGCUUGGUCCUGUCUCUGGUUUCUUAGUAUAGUCUGCUUCUGUUUCUCCUACAUGGGCAAAGAUCUUCCAAAAAGCUACAAUGAAGCAAAGUCUAUCACGUUUAGCUUGCUUGUAUUUUAUCUGGGCUGGAUUGCAUAUUUCACAGCAUACAUUGUGUUCAGAGGAGCUUACAUUCAGCUUUUUAAUGCAGUUGCACAGCUGUCAAGUUCAUAUGGAAUUAUUUUUAGCUUCUAUAUGCCAAGGGCCUACAUCAUUAUUUUCCAACCCAAAAAGAACACUCAGGCAUACUUUCAGUCAUCAAUCCAGACAUAUACACAGACUAUUAGCAGAAUGUAGACUUAUGUAAUCCAUAGAAGAUGGAUAUAUGUGUUGCAGAUUCACAAAUACAAGUCAUUCAUCCAUAGUGACCAAAUCCAUGAA
Molecule: messenger RNA, 2565 nt
Organism: Tachysurus vachellii
Lineage: Eukaryota; Metazoa; Chordata; Actinopteri; Siluriformes; Bagridae
Product: taste receptor type 1 member 1-like
Exons: 6
Coding region: 1-2481 (826 amino acids)
Biological process (GO): G protein-coupled receptor signaling pathway
Cellular component (GO): membrane
Molecular function (GO): G protein-coupled receptor activity
Source: RefSeq, a predicted model, not a curated record